GCAAAGAGGAUGUUGGCUCAGAUGUGAAGUCUUGCCACACAGCUACAUAAGGACAGUUGACAGAAGUCAAAUCAUUUGCACGUAAAAAAUGCUGCAGCUCGUUGUAAUGGAUCUCUUGCUGCUUCCUCUCAUCAUUACAGGCCCCAGCGCUGAUGCUCAAGGUUUCGACAUCUCCUUCCCCUGUCAUGAUUUGGUCUGCUAUAACAUAUGGAGCUUUAGGAUAAGAAAAACUAGAGAAAACAUUGUCAUCAUUAGUAAUGGAGCGAUCAAGGAGGCAGCACAGAGCAAGGAGGACACAGAGUGCACGGUUCAUGUCCAACAUCUAACAGAAGACGAUGACAAAUAUUAUUGCAAGCAAGCAGUUGAUGACUUCACCGCCCAAAAGGACGCCCCAGCGGUGAACUUGGUUCCAGGCAAAAUGGCAUCUUUCCAGUGCGUCCUGCUGUCCUUCUUGAAGUGCGGGCUUUGCAACCUGCGGCAAAAGGAGGUGCGCUUGGCAUGGGUGGACCAGGCUGGCGUGGAGCUCCAGGACGACUCUCGGCAUGACAUACGGUAUAAAUCGAGCUGUCACAUCACGUUGACUGUCACCUUGCAAGGUCCUGGCAGGGAGACGUUCAAUUGCAGGGCCGAGGUGGGAGACAGUUUUUGGAUUUCAGAGGAGCUGCGAGUCCAACUAACAGCUACCAGAGGGAAGGGAAGAGGAGGCUUCAACGUGGAAGGAGAACCUCAGGAAUCCCGGCACUACCAAGUCAGCGUGGUCGUGGGCGUGCUGGCCUGCGCGACGUUGACCACCUUUGCCGCCGUGUUUGUGGUGAGGCGAAGAAGGAUGACCCAUGUGUCCGAGGCGUCCAUCUCCUGUCCCUCAAACAAUGUUGAGGACGAUGUCGUCUACGCCGAUGUUAUCCUCCCUGCCAGCGCUGAGAGAGUGUCUUUCUGCGAGGACGACGCCACCGAGUACGCCUGCAUUCGUUACCAGUAAUGUUGCACAACUUUGACUUGUUAUUGCAUUUAUCAUCAUGUCUACCUCAAACACCUCAGUUUAACUUCCAUUUUUAGGGAGAUUGGACAAAAAAUAAUCACUUCCUGUUUAAUCAUAUAUUGUUAUCAUCUGUAUUUUUUUUCAAAUAUACAAUAUUUUCACAGUU
Molecule: messenger RNA, 1145 nt
Organism: Nerophis lumbriciformis (worm pipefish)
Lineage: Eukaryota; Metazoa; Chordata; Actinopteri; Syngnathiformes; Syngnathidae
Source: RefSeq, a predicted model, not a curated record